Paramisgurnus dabryanus is the source of this 2788-nucleotide messenger RNA. RefSeq names its product MLLT3 super elongation complex subunit (gene mllt3). Gene Ontology annotation, cellular component: transcription elongation factor complex. Lineage: Eukaryota; Metazoa; Chordata; Actinopteri; Cypriniformes; Cobitidae. The record is from RefSeq and is a predicted model, not a curated record. Gene Ontology annotation, biological process: positive regulation of DNA-templated transcription. Gene Ontology annotation, molecular function: chromatin binding.
CACGCGCAUGCGUCUCACUUUACUCCUCAGCCUUUGAAAACUCGCACAGAGAGCUCAAUUAAAAGACCAUGUCCGCCAUCGGGCGUCUGCAGUCCUCGGUGUCCUUAUUUAAACCAAAUUCUCCAUGAAAUAGCAUUAUCCCGUGGCCUCAACAAUGGCCAGUUCGGGUGCAGUUCAGGUGAAACUGGAACUCGGUCAUCGCGCUCAGGUCCGAAAGAAACCCACCGUGGAAGGUUUUACGCACGACUGGAUGGUGUUUGUCCGUGGACCCGAACACAGCAACAUUCAGCAUUUCGUGGAGAAAGUAGUAUUUCAUCUACACGAAAGUUUUCCGAGACCAAAAAGAGUGUGUAAGGACCCACCAUACAAAGUAGAAGAGUCUGGAUACGCUGGCUUUAUCUUGCCAAUUGAAGUUUACUUUAAAAAUAAGGAAGAACCAAAAAAAGUGCGAUUUGACUACGAUUUGUUUCUGCACUUGGAGGGCCACCCACCUGUCAAUCACCUGCGUUGUGAAAAGCUCACUUUCAACAACCCUACUGAAGAUUUCCGCAGGAAGCUGCUCAAGGCCGGAGGGCAACGCGAUCCUAACAAAAGAACUUCGGAAGACUCAAAGGUAAUGGUAAUGCAGGAGGGCUCCACUUCCCUGUUCGGACAGCAUCUGAAGCUGCCUACGUUAGCCAGCAGCUCAUUAACAUUGACCUUCUCUGAUGUGAAAAAGAGCAAGUCCUUUCCAGGGUCAAAGGAUGGGUCCAAAAGCGGCAGCGCUCUUACUACAGCCAACAAUAUUAGCAGCGGCUCCCUGAAGCUCCAUAAACCGUCCAAGGAACAUAAGGACAAGCCUUCCAAAGACUCUAAGGAGUCCAAAAGUGCCUUCAGAGAUUUCAGUAAGGACUCUGGAAAACUCUCUAAAGAUUCCAAAAAACCCAAAGAGAAUCAACCUCUUCAGGAAGAUCGCGCCAUUCCACAAAUGGGAUUCAAGGAGCCCAAAGCCACGUCGAAGGAGCAGCGAUCAUCGGAGGUUAACUUCUCAAGCUUGGGACAUAGUAAGCGGCGUCCGAUCUUGGACGGUGAGGGCCACGUUACCAAAAAACGGAAAAGCAGUUUAUCGGAGAGCUCUCAAAAACCGCAAGCUAAUUUGCUCCAGCACCACCAUUCGGAUAAAAAGGUUUUGAAAGACAAACCGCAGAUCCGUCAUAAUAAGUUACAAAAUAGCGAACUUUCAGAGAAGAGAAAAUCAUCAGCGUUACCUCCUUUACAGGAUGUGUUGAACCCAAAUGACUCUGACAUGGAUGACAACACGUUCACCAGAUCAGACUCGGACCAGCCCAGCCCGGCCAGCUCCAGUUCCAGUAAUAGCUCCGGAUUUGGACGUGGACACAAGCGGCAAGUGUUGGGUCCUUUACGGACGGUAAUCCCAGAUUUGCACUCGGAUGAAAACGAAGAUGAAUCGGAAGAGGACGACGAUAAUGAUUUGGACUCGGACGUGGAGCGACCAUUGCAUACGCAAAUGACACAUCGUCAUCGCAGGGUGAGUUUAAGUGAUGGCAGUGACAGUGAAAAUAGCUCCGCCUCUUCACCACUCCCCCAUAAUGAACCCACAAACCUAAUGAAGACCAAUAAUCAGAUACUUGAAGUAAAGAGUCCUAUGAAGAAGGUGGACAAAAAUAAAAACAUUGAUUGUGACAAGGCUUAUCUGGAUGAGCUGGUUGAGCUUCACAGAAGACUAAUGGCACUAAGAGAGAGGCACGUAUUACAGCAGAUUGUAAACCUUAUUGAAGAAACUGGACACUUUCACAUCACAAACACUACCUUUGACUUUGACCUCUGCUCUCUGGACAAAACCACGGUUCGAAAGCUGCAAAGCUACCUGGAAAUGUCCGGAUCAUCUUGAAGACUUGUGCAGCUGGCUGCCAUGAAGGGGAAAAAAUCUUGUGUUUCUCCAACCUCAAUUUUUCCUAUUGAACAGGAACUCAUGAGGCAAUGGAAGGGAUCCCAUUUCUCAUUGUCCCUCUGUAUGCUUGAGAAUUUGACAACACAUUUAACAUGAGUCUGGAGGUUUACCAGGAUUUCACCCAAAAGCCUUGAUAAUCCAACAUUGCCAAAAAAUGUUUUUGCUCCAAAACAAAUCACAGUUGUGUAUAUUGUUACUACAGUAUGUAUGAAUGUUUUUUUUGUGACGAAUGCAUGUUUCAAUACUGCCUUACCAUAAUGUCUAUUUAUUGAGUAUGAGUUUCAAGUGUGUGAGUGUUUGUCUGUCUGUGUGUGUAAGAGCAAAUGAUAUUAAACUUGUGCAAGCACUUGGGAACAAUCAUCUCAUUGACGCUGUAUGGUAAUGAAACUCAGUUUGUCUCAAAACUAUUUCAUUUACUGAUUUUUAUGCCUUUUAUCUUGGCGCAUUGUUUUUCACCUUUAAUGCUGUACGUUGACAAAUUAAUAUUUUGUAGAAAAGUGUAAACUGAGAUUGACUUUCUUCCCUAUUUAAUGAAUUGCAGCUUAUCAGAAUAUUAUUGCUAAUCAAUAUCAACAGUAAAAUAUUGACCUUCCAAUAAUAUUAUGAGGGUUUACAAUGUACCUCAUGAAAGAAGGCAAAGCGAAAGCCAGUGACCUCUUACACAAAUGUUUCAAGACAAAAGUGAUUUCAAUGAAAGUGUGCUGUAAAUUCUGAUGUUAUUUAUAUUUGUCUAGGGACCUCAGUUCUUAAGGUUGUAUAUUACGUUGUCCCCAAGUCAAUGAGAGCUAUCUUAAUUAUAGCUUGGAAAUCAAAAAGUAGUAAAAAAGUAAAAGUUUA